CUACCCAAAUACAGAUUCUACUUAAUGUUUGCAGCAGACAAUCUUGUGAGAAUAGAAGAUGCCGGACUUUUGUGCCGCUUAUGGAUGUGCUAAUCAGCGAAACAUAACAACAAGAUCCCGAGGAAUCACUUUUCACAGGUUUCCUAAAGACACUAUCUUAAGGAAACACUGGGAACUGGCGUUGAAACGGGAAGGCUUUGUGGCUAAAAAGAGAUCUGUGCUCUGCAGUGAGCACUUCAAGGCAGAUGAGUUUGACAGGACAGGGCAGAUUGUCCUUCUGAGACAUGGAGUCAUGCCGUCUGUCUUUAGCUUCCCAUCUCAUUUACAAAAGCAAGUACCAUCAAGGACUACAGAAGCAUCAAGGAAAGCUGGGGAGAGCCUGCCAGACCACAUUUAUGCUUUGCCUGCUUCUCCCACUGCUCUAAAGGCCAGACUGAAUGAAGCUCUGGCUAGAGUGGAGAGUCUGGAGCACGAGAAGAGGAAUGGCUUGAUCCGCGAGCGAAGGGCCACUUGA
Scomber japonicus (chub mackerel) is the source of this 514-nucleotide messenger RNA. RefSeq names its product THAP domain-containing protein 6-like. The record is from RefSeq and is a predicted model, not a curated record. NCBI's taxonomy places the organism in Eukaryota, Metazoa, Chordata, Actinopteri, Scombriformes, Scombridae. The transcript has 4 exons. Bases 59 to 514 code for a protein of 151 amino acids.